This is a messenger RNA of Anneissia japonica, 2719 nucleotides long. Its product is annotated as ileal sodium/bile acid cotransporter-like. Bases 135 to 1952 code for a protein of 605 amino acids. Lineage: Eukaryota; Metazoa; Echinodermata; Crinoidea; Comatulida; Comatulidae. The transcript has 2 exons. The record is from RefSeq and is a predicted model, not a curated record. Gene Ontology annotation, cellular component: membrane.
GUCCAGUUUGUGUACUGCAUUAAACGGUAGAUGUCGAUCGUCCCAGAGCAGUAGUUAAACCGGAGUAAUUGGCCCAAACUCGAUUCGCAAACUCUCUCAAGAAAUCUGUAGGCCUGGUCACCGAAUAUAAAAAUAUGAAGACUGCAGUACUAUUAAUUGUCUCAUUAUGUGUCGUUUCAUACACAGCGGGGAUACAGGAAACUAACUCCGAUCAAAAGAUAAAAGAUAGACAAAGAAGAGGAAUGGUGACAACAGUGAAUGAUGUCAAUUCACCUUCAGGUGAUGUUGUUGAUAAUACAUUGCCAAGCAUAAAUCCAUCGGCUCCUACUGACAAGCAAAAGAAACCAAAGAAAAAUAAUAAAAAGAACAAGAAGAACAAAAACAAGAACAAGAAAAAGGUUAGUCCGUCACCUUCGCCAUUGGCUACGUUGUUGAACAACGCUACAGUUAAAAUGUCCAGUAAAGCUCUGACCACGGACCCAAUACCACACGUCCAUGAAACGCCACACGUCCAUGUCUGUGCGUGUGAAGAACAAGCUGAAAAUCAAUAUGAAAUGUUUUCAAUAAGUUUUGAACCACAGAUUUUGUUUUUAGAGGAAGGAGAAACAAAAUCUGUAAACAUGACUGUCUCGGGGCUGAACGGCCAGAUGAAAAUCGCACUCGAUAGUGGUAAUGAAGAAGCUUUUCAGAUAGUUAGCAACUCGUCGUUUAUCAUUGAGUCGACAUCAGAAGAGGAAAACAUCACAGUAACUAUCAGAAUCACCGGUGUUCGAGUGAACGUUGCUCAUAUGGAGGUCUAUGCGCAUGGCCCAACAGAGCAACCGCCUCCUUUCCGCGUAAAGACACUUCGACAUUUACGAGUUAUAGAUAAGAUUUUCGACUAUAUAUUGCUACCGCUGCUUAUCAUUACCACCACUGGGAUGGGCUGUAAGAUGGAGUUUGACAUCAUCAAAUAUAAACUAAAACACCCCUUUCCUAUUAUAAUUGGUCCAGUGUGUCAGUUCAUAUGCCAGCCGUUCUAUGCUUUUUGCAUCGCUAAACUUCUCAAGUUGACUCCUCUAAUGGCCGUUGGACUUGUUACUGUGGGAUCGUGUCCCGGGGGUGGUCUUAGUAACAUGAUAACCCUUCUCGCUGAUGCUGAUCUUAUACAAAGUGUAACUAUGACAUUUGUGUCAAGUUGUCUUGCUAUGGGUAUGUUACCGCUGAAUAUGUUUAUUUACGUUCGUGCUUUCGUUGACACAGAUAAUGCCGAAGGUGGAGGCGGCGGCGUCCCGUUCGGAAGCAUAAUGGUGCAAGUCUCCAUGUUGACAUUUCCUGUCCUGACUGGUAUGUUCAUCCGCCACAAGUUCCCAAAAAUAGCAUACUACUGCAUUAAGUCGUUGAACAUAUUAUCCGGAACUCUUAUCUUAUUGACAAUAUCCAUUGGGCUCUAUUCCAACGUUUAUGUUAUUUACUCGCCGUGGUUCUGUUUUGUCGGCAGUUUGAUGUUGCCAUCAUGUGGGUUUAUCACUGGGUAUAUAGUGGCGCGUAAAAUAGGGAAACUUCCAAUAGAUUCUUCUGCAACUGUAUCCAUAGAAACUGGAGUUCAGAAUAAUCUCAUUGCUAUUGCCAUGAUCAAGUUAUCUUACGAGCAACCAGAGGCCGAUCUCAUGGCUCGUAUGCCUAUUUUUGUUCUUAUAUUCUCCGUCUCAAUUGGCAUCGGUAUGAUCAUUGCCUCGAUACCAAUCAACCGCAAGAGACGGGCUAAGAAGAAGCAGCUUAAAGAGAUGAAGGAUAUAGAGGAUAAGUACGAUAAAUAUGACGAAUAUUCGGCGGUAUCAACUAGAGAAACAAAUGGAAAAACACCAAGAAGAACACCAGAAGGAAGUAAUGAUGAAGACGAUGAUGAUGAUGAUGACGCGGAAAGUUUGUUUUCAACUACUGAACAAGUUUCCAAAACAACAAAUGUUUGAUGUUCAAAUGUUUCUAGCUUGGUUUAACAGGUUGGAAAUAUAAGAAUUGCCGACACAAAGUGAGGUGUGCACAGCUUCCGCUACGCGAGUAGAAUAAUUGCAUUAGUUGCUUUAGUUCAAGAAUGACGUCAUAUCCCUAAGGAACGCUUCUUUAGGGAAUAAUUAAUGUUUCUUGGUUGCACAGGUGUAAUUCAUCGUUGAUUGUAACACCGAUUAUUCGAUCGAUAUGUGAGUAGAACAAUACGAUCUACCGUUGUUGCUGCAAGUGUAUAAACAUCAUUAUCUUGAAUAAUAAAAAUGAUAAUCAAACUAUGCAAACGACGUCAUUUUUAAUAAUACUGUCAAAAACUGGAAAAAAAAAUAAAUGUAUCAGGCACUAAGCAUAUAUGACUGCAUUGCAAUAUGUAAUAUUUUGUUUUAUACAAGGUAUUUUUUUAUUGUAAUGUCACUGUUUUUGUGUCAUGUUCGAAUUGAUUAUUCCAGUUCAAAACUGAAUGUAUAGGAUUUUAUUAUGUUUGUAUUGAUUUUUUUGCUUGCAAAAAACAAUAAUGUUAUAUAAAACAUUAUCGUUGUUAGAUUUAAUUAAUUACAGUCUCUAUACUGACGAGUAUUUCUGGUAUUUUGCAGCAGAUAAUGAUAAUGUUAAGUUCAAGUAGAGUGUUUUUAGUGAGCAGACCGUCGAGGUUACCGAGGUUUUAAACAUUUUCUUAGUUUAGCUUAGGCUAAUUGAUAUCUCUGUUAUUAUAAGUAUACGUAAAUAACCUGCA